AGAGUUUCAAAGUUUGUGGACAUUGUAAUAGUAUAUAGUGAAGUAAGAGCGAGAGACAGAGGAAGAUGAAAUAUCUUGUUAAAGUGUGAUACUCUUUUCCCGUUGAAACCGAAAUAGAGUUUCAGGCAUGGCUUCUUCUCUUCCUCUCUUCUUCUUAUUCCUCUCUUUCUCUGCCUUAUUCUCUCCCUCUCAAUCCCAUGACAAAGUAUCGUUGGAACUCUACUACGAAACCCUGUGCCCUUACAGCGCCAACUUCAUCGUCAAUUACCUUCCCAAAGUCUUCACCACCGACAUCAUCGCCAUCGUUGACCUCAAACUCGUUCCCUGGGGCAAUGCCAAACUCCGAGACAACAACACCUUUAACUGCCAGCAUGGGCCAUACGAGUGCUUGCUCAACACAGUGGAAGCCUGUGCCAUUCAUAUAUUGCCUCAAACGAGCAAGCACUUUCCAUUCAUCUAUUGUGUUGAGGAUCUGGUGUUUCAGGGUAAGCGCACUGAGUGGGAAUCUUGUUUUGAGAAACUGGAUCUGGACUCGAAGCCUAUUAAGCAGUGUUAUAAUAGUGAACAUGGAAAACAGUUGGAGCUACAAUAUGCAGAUGAAACAAGUGCUCUGAAGCCUCCUCACACGUAUGUUCCAUGGGUAGUUGUGGAUGGAGAACCACUCUAUGAGGAUUAUGAAAACUUCAUAAGCUACAUUUGUAAGGCUUAUAAAGGCCCUCAUAAAGUCCAAAGCUGCACCCAAGCGUUAUACCUUGGAGAAUUCAAAGCAAAGCCUAAGCAUUCAGUUUGCGACGAUGAGGGAGGGAUGCCAACAUGGAAAAAAAUGAGGUCAAUCAUUGCAUCAUGGUUGCAACAGAUGAACUUUGGUGGUGCUUUUUAGAUGUGUCAAUGCCAUAUUUAAAAGCAGUUUGUUGCUGUUAGCUGUUGUAGUUGUGUUGAUCCCUUGAAAAGUCCAAAUAGAACUUGUGAUGUAUAUACAGUACUUAAAAAAAAAAAACAUGUUGUCUAUGUACAAUUAUAUAUGUUUUUUUAUCCAUCAGAAUUACAAUAAAGUUUGACAAAGAACCAUAUGUAUUCUAUUCCAAUACUAAGUUGAUCCUA
Molecule: messenger RNA, 1101 nt
Organism: Cajanus cajan (pigeon pea)
Lineage: Eukaryota; Viridiplantae; Streptophyta; Magnoliopsida; Fabales; Fabaceae
Product: Thioredoxin superfamily protein
Molecular function (GO): oxidoreductase activity, acting on a sulfur group of donors, disulfide as acceptor
Source: RefSeq, a predicted model, not a curated record